Molecule: messenger RNA, 1402 nt
Organism: Malania oleifera
Lineage: Eukaryota; Viridiplantae; Streptophyta; Magnoliopsida; Santalales; Ximeniaceae
Exons: 3
Coding region: 60-770 (236 amino acids)
Molecular function (GO): protein dimerization activity
Source: RefSeq, a predicted model, not a curated record
UUUUGAACCCACAAUUUCUUUAUGGUGCCCCACCAUCUCCUGAAGUUGCUAGAGAAGUCAUGGAUGGAGUUAAAAAAGUGAUAACCAAGUUGGUACCCGAUAUAGAUACUCAAAUUCGGGCUAUUAAUCAAUUGUUGCUAUAUCGAGAUAGGCAGGAGACUUUUGGAACCCCGUUGGCUCAAAGGGCAGUGAAACAAACAAAUCCUGCUGAAUGGUGGAUUCAUUAUGGCUUGUGUGCUCCUGAGCUCCAAAGAAUAGCAAUUAGAGUUCUUAGCCAGACCACAUCAGCUUCGAACUGUGAGCGUAAUUGGAGCACCUUUAGCCUCAUCCAUACGAAAACAAGAAAUAGAUUAAAGUACAUGAGACUACAAAAACUUGUUUUCGUACAUUACAACAUGAGGUUAAAGUUAAGACGUACAAUGAGAAGAAGCCAACGAGAAAUUGAAGAGGGUUUCAAUCCUAUCAAUUUGGACUACAUUUUCGAAGAAGAUGAUCCUUUAAGUCAAUGGUUAGAGGAGAGAGAGACACCACUACUCGACGGUCAGGACAAUUCAAAUUGGUUAAAUGAAGAGGUUGGUGGUACUACAGAAGGAGGUGAUCAACCACCAAUAAACGCUCAUGAUGAUUCAGGUUCAAGCCCUGAACGUACACAAAGUGAUGACAAUCUUGGUUUGAGCCCACCAAGUGAUGAUGAUGGUAAUAGUGGUGCUGGAGCUGGGGUUGGGGGGGGGUGGCAGUGGUGGUGGUGGAGGCGGCGGUGUAGAAUAUAAUUAUGGAUAUGAUACAGGGACAUCAUUUGGAAGGGAUAUAUAUCCUUCUGAUCCUUAUGGACUACAUGACAUACCUGAAAAUUAUGACUUGGGUAUUCCUCCAGGGAACCAAUCUUCACAACCCAGGAGAAGGAGGAGUGCUCGUGGUGACCCUAGCGAUUCUACUGAAGAUUCAUAUGGUGUGGUUCGUAGUUUUGGCGACUUUGGUUUAGAUGGUUCAUCAUCACAAUCAUUUGGAUCUCAUCCAGCAUAUCCACAUUAUGCAUCUCGUGACUCACAUUUUUAUCCCAGUGGAUUAGGAAUCUCAGGAUCUAGUGAGUCUUCUUCUACACACUACCCAGAGCCAGCCCCUGCCCCAACUUAUAGACAUUAUUCAGGAGAAUUUUCAUCACCAGUACGUUUUCAAGAGCAACAACAAAAUGAUGCAAACUUGGGUUCAUUCAACUAUGUAUUUCCACAAGGAUGGGGAGAUAAUUUCCCAUCCCAAUCUCAAGAUACAGAUGCAAAUUAUGAAGACCCUCCACGUCAUUCUUUUUGGUGGUGACAUGUGUUAUAUUAUAAAUUUGUAAUAUUGUAUUCAUGUAUUUUCAAUUAUUUAUUGAUAUUUGAUAUUAAUCACUUUUUAAAUUCAU